Molecule: messenger RNA, 2099 nt
Organism: Schizophyllum commune H4-8
Lineage: Eukaryota; Fungi; Basidiomycota; Agaricomycetes; Agaricales; Schizophyllaceae
Exons: 3
Coding region: 80-1612 (510 amino acids)
Source: RefSeq, a predicted model, not a curated record
CGAAGUCGUCCAAGCAGCUCUCGAUUUGUAUCCUGGAAACGGGUCCCCCGAAAGACUCGAUUUUCGCUGCGACUCGAACAUGCUGGUUGUAGAAGGGUCGCACGCGCAUUUGGGCGCCAGUGCUAGCGAUGAAGACCCCGCUGACUCUCACGGACUGCUAUUGGACACUGUCAGCGCACACCAAGCAUUCGAAGUAUCUCUCUGCGCUUCUUGCACCCAGGCGAAGGUCUCUAUCAAUGGCAGCUUCUCACCCUCUGAAAGUGACUUCACCGAUCUACGCAGCGGAAACCUACCUCAUCCCCGUCAUCGCUCUCGGCACGACGCCAACGCGCGAGCCGCGGAAAAGCAGGCCCACGAUCUCGAGGGUCACAUCCAACGCUUGCAGGCCUUGACGAAGGUUCUGCAGAAGCAUCAACGCGCAUCGCUUGACUUUGCUGAGCUACAGCGCGGUCUCGUCGCCCCAAUCCGCUGUCUCCCCAAUGAAUUACUGCUGGAGAUCUUUUACCUUGCUUGUGACGGCACCGUCUUGACGUGUCCCCUAAAAGAGGAUGCCCUCACCGCGGUCAACCUCAGUCGUGUGUGUCACUGGUGGCGAGUGGUCGCUCUGGGUGAUGCUCGCAUGUGGGCGAUGGGUAUCGACAUCGAUACACAUGACCGCAGCGACAGCAAAAUUGUCAGAGACGUGCCGGUCAUGCAAUUCAGCGCAACGGUGGGACUUCAUUUGGCCCGUUCCGGAAACUCGCCCUUGUCUCUGAAGCACAUCGGUGCUAACAUUAUCACCAUCGACUCGGGCGAAGUCACCGAGCGACAGCGUCCCGUGUUCUACGCGGACGAUUUCCAAGCCAUGACUACCCGCUGCCGCCACGCUGUGUUCGACUGCACGUCGUUCCGGUUGUAUCUAGGCUCGCGUUCUAAAUACCCUAUGCCGCAACUGGAAACACUGGAGCUUACAAAUGACGAGCCGACACGGCCAUGCGAACUGCUGCAGGACACGCCCCGUCUGAAGUCUUGGAAGCAGACCAUACCCUCGUAUCGCAUGGCCAAAUGGACCUGCCUGCCGCAGCUCACGCGCCUCGAGAUGACCUGGAUGGACUGGACCCUCGCCCGUGGUAUCCUCCUUGACUGUAGUUGUAUCGAGCACCUGAUCAUCGAUGUCUACACCGACCCUCCUAACCUCGACUCUCCCGGCGCACACGGCAUCGCCACCCUGCCCCACCUGCAAACCAUCCGAGCCCGCGUCGACCCGCCCUGUACCACCAUCGGCAACCUCCUCGGCAUCCUCUCCGCGCCCUGCCUGCAACACGCCAGGUUCAUCUACCGCGUCAACGCGCUCGGCCAACGCGUCGUCGAGGAGGGCCCUGGCGACUGGCCGGACGCCCAAUUUCGUGAUUUCCUACAGCGCUCGGGAUGCACGAUGGCAUCUUUGGAGUUGGAAAACCUUCUUCUGUCGAAGGCAGAGCGGGAUUCCCUGCGUAAGCGGCUGCCCGCCGCGACGCGGAUGGUCAUCACCAACAUCCGCACCGUCUUCCCCCAUCCUGGCGCAGACGACCUCUACGAGUGGGAAGGUGGUGCGGAGUAUCAAUCGAGGAGCGACGGGGAGGAGGAAAUAUAAGAGCGCGAGGAUCUAUCGAUGCACGAUAUAGGUGCAGAAGACGAACACAGUGACAGGCAGUAUAGGCUAUAGCGAAGAGAAUGGUGAAGACCCCGGAGAGAACAAUUUUUUAGCACGUCGAAAGCUAAAUGUCUGCUUUCGAAUGUCACACCUACAUACAACUCCUCUACACACACACAUUAGAAUCUAUGGUCAUACUUCAGUCAUCAUCAAGCACCCUCUUUCUCCACAUCAGCGGACGUGCUGCAGCCCACGACUCCCUUCGUCGCGUCAACCGUGUCCUUUUCCGACUCAUGCCCUGUUCGCGCGAAUUCCCCAUCUCUCGCCACCGGUGUGCUGUCACCGACAGAGCCUUCUAGUGUACGCCCCUCGUUCUCUUCCACCACCCGCCCCGCCCUCUCCUCCUGAUCGCGCUCUGCUUGCAGUCUCCUCCUCUUCCGGCGCGCGAGCGGAUUGAGGAUGAGCGCCGCCAGGAUCACGAGGCCAU